Molecule: messenger RNA, 1677 nt
Organism: Triplophysa rosa
Lineage: Eukaryota; Metazoa; Chordata; Actinopteri; Cypriniformes; Nemacheilidae
Exons: 4
Coding region: 95-613 (172 amino acids)
Biological process (GO): positive regulation of T cell proliferation; T cell costimulation; immune response
Cellular component (GO): external side of plasma membrane
Source: RefSeq, a predicted model, not a curated record
GGCGCAUGCGCCGACUAAUCCCAUCGAGGCAGGCAGCUCCAAAUUCGGUAACAGCGAAUAAGCUUAAUUUUCUGUAAUAUAGACAACUGUUUACAUGAUUAUGAAUAAGAACAUCGUGAUGAAAAGUUGGCUGUGCAUUUGUUACAUUGUGCUGUUUAUAGACGAAGUGUCUCUACAGAAAACAGUUGAGGGUUUUGUUGGAAGUUCUGCAGUGCUGCCCUGCCGGUACAAUAAACAAUUGCAAGACCUGACAGCACAUUGGAGAUAUAAUGACAUCAAGAAUGUUUAUGACAUACAAGCAGGCACAGGGUCGGCUAAGGAGCAGCACCAGGACUACACGAGCAGAACUCAGGCGUUUUCUCACGAAUUUGUAAAAGGCAACUUCUCCCUCAAGCUUGAAAAUCUUCGACUCACUGAUGCAGGAACGUACUGCUGCUACGUUAUUGACAUUAAUUACCAGCAAUGCACAGAUCUGAGUGUUAAAGAAAGACCACGUGAAACCAAGAACGAAGAAAAAGCAGAAAGAAUGAACCACGGAGUUGAUACAAAACCAAGCAGAAUUGUAGCACUUUUAAUUUCUUUGUUAUCUAUGAUUAUUCCUCUCUGCAUUUGAUUCUGUGAAUAGUUUACAAGCUUGUGCUUUAAUAAUAGCUGCAGUGAGCCAUUUCUUGACCAACUUCCUGAUCAGGACUAAAGUUCAUUUUUAUGGACCAAUGAAUUAAUGUAACAUAUAUUAUUAUUAUAAUAGCUCUAUUGUUUAGAUAUAGAGCAGUAACACAUAGUCUUUAACAUAUCUAACCAGCUAAACCAUUUGUUUACGACAAAUGACAGCAAAGAUUUGAGUGAUAUAAGGCUACAGUAGUUUGUGUAAGGUACUUUUGUUUUGAGUAUUUUGCCGACAUGCACUUUGAAAAAAAAAACAUCUUUAAUAAUAGUGACAAUGAGAUUAUAACCUUUUGAAUACAAGGCUUUGUAUUCAUUAAUGUUGAUUUAAUAUGGCUUCUUUUCUGACUACGCAUGUUUUACUUAACCAAGUGUUUUAAGGGGUUGUUGUGUUUUAACUGUUUCUAGUGCUAUGGAAUAUAAAAAUAGAAUAUUGAAUGUUCACUAUAUACAAGUAAAGUUGCUCUUUGGUCACACUAAGGGGCGGUUUCCCAGACAGGGUUUAAGCCUAGUCUCAGACUAAUUUAAAUGUGAGAGAUGCCUUGAUCGAAAACAACUUGCACUGACAUAUCUUAAAAUAUAUCACUGUGAUUGUUUUGUCUCAAGAUGCACACAGUAAUAUUUUUUUUGUAAAGUAUGUUUUUUAAAACAACUUAAUUAUCCUAAUUUAACUAAGGCCUAGUCCUGGUUUAAGAUAAUCCUUGUCUGGGAAACCGCCCCUAAAUGUUUAUUUAUUACUUUAUUUAAAUUAUAAUGAUUUUAUUUUAUUUAAAACACCAUACUAUUUGCAGGUUGUCAAUAGCUUUUCUCUUUAGUUGAACUAAAACAAUUGUUUAUUUAUUUAUUAUUAUAUUAUUUAUUUGUUUGUUUAUAUAUAUAUAUAUAUAUAUAUAUAUAUACACUUUAUUUGUUAAUUUAUAUAUCUCCUGUUUGACAAGUCUUGUAUAUUUCCUGUCACUUUUUUGUGUUAAUGCUCUGCUGACUAAAUAGUGUGCACUGAAAUAAAGUUGUUCU